Molecule: messenger RNA, 1063 nt
Organism: Sorghum bicolor (sorghum)
Lineage: Eukaryota; Viridiplantae; Streptophyta; Magnoliopsida; Poales; Poaceae
Exons: 2
Coding region: 117-815 (232 amino acids)
Source: RefSeq, a predicted model, not a curated record
GUCGGUUCGGCUUCCUCGCGAGUUGCAACGCAGUAUUAAUAGCGACGGCGCCGGACGGACUACUUCACCCUCUCGUCUGUGCUCACGCGCGGCGCUGCUAGAACUGCACCGUCGCUAUGGAGAACUGCGGCGCGCUCGGCAUCGUGGACAGCGCGAACGGCGUCGUCGAGUCGGCGGUUCUCGUCGAUGGUCGCCGUUCGGCCGUGAACGGCGUCGUCGAGUCGCCUGAGAAGGACGUCGUCGAGCCGCCUGAGAAAGACAUCAUCGACUCCGACGCGGUGCUCGGCGUCGUCGAGUCGGCGGUUCUCGUCGAUGGUCGCCGUUCUGCCGUGAACGGCGUCGUCGAGUCGCCUGAGAAGGACGUCGUCGAGCCGCCCGAGAAAGACAUCAUCGACUCCGACGCGGUGCUGUCGGAGGUGCUUGCCGCGGAGGACGUCGUUUUGCAUCAGCCGGACGACGUGCUGCCAGAGUCGCAGCCGAACUCCAUCACGCAGGACUCGGAGCUCGCGCCAGACUCCAUGGAGAUGGUCCCUGAUUCUUUGCCGCCGGACUCCAUCACGCAGUUUUCUGAAGCGUUUGUAUGCCGUUCGUGUGGUGACGUCCAUGAGAAUCGCGAAGCGUGGAACCGGCGACACUCGCGGUUCUACCCAUGCGGUCUUUGUGGUCUGAUCCAUGAGGAUUUCGCCAUCAGCGUCGUGCUCGGCCUCGUGGACAACAAGACCAUAGUGAAGUCCCUGGCUAAUUGCGAACGUUUUGCAGUGCACUAUCCCGGCUGGCUGCCGACUGAGGAGGACGGCAAAGCAACGCAAGAGUAGCUUCCGCUUCCUGUAGAAGAAGAGGAUCACAAGAGAUGCAAGAUGGCAACCGAUCCUGCCUUUCCAAUGUUUCUUUUUUCAUGUGAGGUAGCUCAUAUUUGUUGGAACCCUUUACUUUCAUGGCUUCUAUGAACACAUCUUGUAGCGUUAGAAAGAUCCGGUUUGCACGGUGUGGCGAGAACUCCAUGAACGACUGCAAAAUAGUUGAACAACAAGUUUGAGUGAAUGAGAAAUUUUAUGGACCAAUU